Plenodomus lingam JN3 is the source of this 1617-nucleotide messenger RNA. NCBI's taxonomy places the organism in Eukaryota, Fungi, Ascomycota, Dothideomycetes, Pleosporales, Leptosphaeriaceae. The record is from RefSeq and is a predicted model, not a curated record.
AUGGAUCAUGGGCCUCUCGCUGGGCCUCUCCCGGCGGCUACCCAUUGCAGUAUUGACCGCUUCUGCCCCUUCACACCCUCCCAUCACUUCACCCGCCGUGCACUUGACGCGACGACCGGCACCUUGUCGCGCCCGCAAGCUCCUGGUACAGACGGCUUGUCCGUAGUCACUCAUUUGCCUCCGAAUUCCAGCGACAGCGCCCGCGAUAGCCAGAGCGACAACGACAACGACAGCGACCCUUCGCGCCCUCCGUACUCGGCCUCGCAGAACAUCAACGCAGUGCUAACCAGCGCUGGAGAGUCUUCGUUACCCCCGCCAUUCUCUUCGCUUUUUUUUGCUCUUCAAGGUUCGCACGACGAGCGCAACAAGGCUCUCAGCAGCACCGAAGAAGAAUCGCCGCCCGCAUUCGCUUCUGCGCCGCCCUUCACCGAGUCCUCGUCCUCCGCCGCUGCCACUGCUGCUGCUGCCGCUGCCGCUGCCGCAACCAAAGCAGCCCUCCCGCAGGAUACAAAGGACGCCUCCAGCAGCAAAGACCUUGACGACGGCGAACCUCCCCCACCCUACAGCGAAGGCUCCAGUCCGCUCGAGUCGUUUACUUACGUCAUGGCUUCCGCAGGAGGUCCCGCGAGCAUCAUCACGCAGGUGUCACAAACAAGUGCUGGACCGCCCAUCAACACCCUUGGAGGAUCGGACGAGAACAUCACUUUGGAGCUAAGAGGGUCGCGCUUCACGCUUUCCCGUGAUGAACUCCUAACUCUCCCCGAAUUUGUUCUUCUCUCUCUAUUCCCCAAUGGCUUGCUCCCAGACGGCCAUAUGAACUCCUACCACGAUGGAGAUGUAUACCCAGUCGACGUCGGUAAUCCCCAUGCUCCAUCUCCCACCCCAUCCCCCAGUCCCCUUGCCAAGAUCGUCUACCAUCUUUCCAAUCCGGCUAUAUAUUUAUCUGACAAUCUGUAUCCAUCACAGUAUGAUCCGAAUUCCCUUCAGUACAUGCUGGAAUUUUUCCGCACAGUGGCUCAAACCAUCCCCGCAUCUCCUCCUUCACCCACCGCAACCCCCGAACACACCGCUGAGGCUGUGCCCAUUGAGCCUAUGCAUGGCUCUGCCAGAGACAUGCUACAAGAUCGCGCUGGCAUAAUCGUUCUUCGAGAGGACCUUGAUUUUUACGCGAUUCCCCCUCACCGCGACAUCACUCAACCGGAAAUGAUCGAGGUCAAGCGAGCUGCAGGCGAGGCACUCCUCGAGCAGAACGGCAUCUUUUCCGGUCUCAGGAAGAGCGAAGAGCCAGGCACGACUGAACAGCAUCUGAUCGAGAUGUUGACUGCAGGCGGUUUUAACCAUGACGAUCGAUGGGGUCACCGUGCUGGUGAGCCUAACAAGGCUGUCAUCUGCAGCAUUGCACUUGCUCGGUUGAGAACCGACAUCAAAGGCAAUGAUAUUGCUAACAGUAACGCCGUUGGAAUGGCGCAGAAACUGCUUCUCUUCUGGCGCAAACCUGCGCGUCGAUGCUGGUGGGAGGGUGUUGAACUAGAGAAUGUGAGGGGUGUUGAAGGCAAGUUGAAAGUAUGGAUCAGAAGAGUAUGGACACUAGAGAUGAGUGUUAUUGGCCUUCGUUGA